GGCGCGGGAGGGGCGAGCAAGCCAAAGCCAUGAGCAACCAAUACCAAGAGGAGAGCUGCUCCGACAGGCCCGAAUGCAAAAGUAAAUCGCCAACUUUGCUCUCGUCCUACUGCAUCGACAGCAUCCUGGGCCGGAGGAGCCCGUGCAAGAUGCGGCUGCUGGGAGCGGCGCCCAGCCUCGCUCCGCUGGCCGGCAGGAUCGAGCAGGACAAGGCCGGCCAAGGACCGGCCAAGGGCAGCCCAGCGGGCUUCGAGGCUGCCGAGUUGCACCUGCCGCCCAAGCUGCGCCGCCUCUACGGGCCUGGCGGGGGCCGGCUGCUGGCGAGGGCCGAGCGGGUAGAGGCGGGCGCCUCGUCCUGGGACUCGCUCAAGAUCAGUCAGGCGCCACAAGUCAGCAUCAGCCGCAGCAAGUCGUACCGGGAAAACGCGCCCUUUCCGCGGGCCGCUGCCGCCCUCGACGAGCUGUCCAGCGGAGGAGGCGGCGGCCUCGACGGCAGGCCCGGCCGGGACGACGAGUUGCUGGACGACGACGAGGACGACGACGACGACGACGAUGAGGAAGAGGCCGAGGAGCUGGACGAGGAGCUGGAGGACGACGAGGAGCUGCUGGCCGAGGCCAAGGAGGCCCGGCGGACCGCUGGGGGCCCCGUCGGAGUCGUCGGGGGACCUGGCGCGGCGCCGGGGACUGAGGGCGCCGACGGCUGCUCUCCCAAGGAGGAGCUGCUGCUGCCGGUUGACGAGUUGGUGGAGGGCAAGGACGGCGAGGACAGCGUGUGCCUAUCGGCCGGCAGCGACUCUGAGGAGGGGCUGCUCAAGAGGAAGCAGCGCCGCUACCGCACUACCUUCACCAGCUACCAGUUGGAGGAGCUCGAGAGGGCCUUCCAGAAGACGCACUACCCGGACGUCUUCACCAGGGAGGAGCUGGCGAUGCGCCUGGAUCUGACCGAAGCCAGAGUGCAGGUCUGGUUCCAGAACCGGAGAGCCAAAUGGCGGAAGAGGGAAAAGGCCGGCGCCCAGAGCCACCCGCCCGGCCUGCCUUUCCCUGGGCCCCUGUCGGCGUCUCACCCGCUCAGUCCCUACCUUGAUGCUAGUCCUUUCCCUCCUCACCACCCAGCUCUCGACUCCGCCUGGACGGCCGCCGCCGCCGCAGCUGCAGCCGCCGCUGCCUUCCCCAGCCUGCCGCCUCCUCCUCCCGGCUCGGCAGCUCUGCCCCCCGGCGGGACCCCGCUAGGCCUCAGCACUUUCCUGGGAGCGGCCGUGUUCCGACACCCGGCCUUCAUCAGCCCCGCCUUCGGCAGGCUCUUCUCCACCAUGGCCCCGCUGACGAGCGCGUCCACCGCAGCCGCCCUGCUGCGCCAGCCGGCCCCGACCGUGGAGAGCGCCGUGCAGUCGGGAGGUCUCUCGGAUCCGGCCACGGCGGCAGCGGACCGGCGUGCCUCCAGCAUCGCGGCGCUGCGGUUGAAGGCGAAGGAGCACGCGGCGCAGUUGACGCAGCUCAACAUCCUCCCCGGGAACAGCACGGGCAAAGAGGUGUGCUAAGCAGCCCCGACGGGGCGGGGCGAUGCCGGCCAGAGAUCGCCUGGCGGAGGAGCGAAACCCAAGACCAAAACGGGAGAGCGAGCGAGAAGCAGACAGACACAGACAAAGAGAGACCGAGGAUCCGCGGCGGAGAGCUUCUCCUCCGGUUCGGUACUCGGAGCAAGCCAGGCUCCUGCUUUUAAUGCUUCCCUCGGGCCAUUCAGCAGGAGAAGCUCCUUGGCUGGGACUACCCCACGCAACCGCCACCCCUUCCCCAAUGUCAAUCCGUUUCUUGAACACCCAAGUACAUCCCAAGUUGGAGAAAGAGAGGACCUUUUGGAGCGGGGCGCGAGGGCAGGUAUGACGUGACGGCGCAGCCCACGCCCCUCUCUCUCCCACACGUCUAGCCUUGUCACCCUGGGCCGAUCUUAAGAGGAGCUUUGGGAGGACGUCGAAACCAAGGAUGCUGCUUGGGCCAGGCCAAAAGGAAGCCAAUGAUGCGAUGCUGUGUGAAAACGAACCGCUGCACUUAAUAAGGC
Messenger RNA from Zootoca vivipara (common lizard), 2056 nucleotides. RefSeq names its product aristaless related homeobox (gene ARX). The record is from RefSeq and is a predicted model, not a curated record. Lineage: Eukaryota; Metazoa; Chordata; Lepidosauria; Squamata; Lacertidae. Gene Ontology annotation, biological process: regulation of transcription by RNA polymerase II. Gene Ontology annotation, molecular function: RNA polymerase II transcription regulatory region sequence-specific DNA binding; DNA-binding transcription factor activity, RNA polymerase II-specific.